AACAAAGAUCGCACUAGAAAUGGUGGCUCGUCACACUUGGCUGCUGCCGCCCGUUCUCGCUGUAUGCCUGGCGGUGGCAUUGCUCGCGGCGGACGCGUCGGCACCCUUGCACCUCGAGGCGCUGCUGGCGUUCAAGAAGGCCGUCACCGCCGACCCGCUGGGCGCGCUGUCCGGCUGGACGGUGGGGGCUGGCGACGCCGUCCGCGGCGGGGUGCCGCGGCACUGCAACUGGACCGGCGUCGCCUGCGACGGCGCGGGCCGCGUCACGUCCAUCCAGCUGCUCCAGACCCAGCUCCAGGGCGCGCUCACGCCGUUCCUCGGCAACAUCUCCACGCUCCAGCUCCUCGACCUCACCGAGAACGCCUUCACCGGCGGCAUCCCGCCGCAACUCGGCCGCCUCGGCGAGCUCCAGCAGCUCAUCCUCGCCGAGAACGGCUUCGCCGGCGGCAUUCCCCAGGAGCUCGGCGACCUGGGGAGCCUGGAGCUCCUGGACCUCGGCAACAAUUCCCUCAGCGGCGGCAUCCCGAGCAGCCUCUGCAACUGCUCGGCGAUGUGGGCGCUCGGCCUGGACACCAACAACCUCACCGGCCAAAUCCCGUCUUGCAUCGGCGAUCUCGACAAGCUCCAGAUAUUCGAGGCCUUUAUGACCAAUCUCGACGGCGAGCUUCCGCCGUCAUUCGCCAAGCUCACGCAGAUGAAGUCGCUGGACCUCAGCGCCAACAAGCUGUCCGGCUCGAUCCCGCCGGAGAUCGGGAACUUCUCGCACCUCUGGAUUCUUCAGCUGGUGGAAAACCGCUUCUCCGGACCAAUCCCGUCGGAGCUCGGCCGCUGCAAGAACCUCACCAGGCUCAACAUAUACAGCAACCGAUUCACCGGCGCCAUCCCUCGCGAGCUUGGGGAGCUCGUGAACCUGGAGGAGUUGCGCCUGUACGACAACGCGCUGUCGUCCGAGAUCCCGAGCUCGCUGGGGCGGUGCACGAAGCUAGUAUCGCUUGGGCUGUCCAAGAACCGGCUGACCGGCUCGAUCCCGCCGGAGCUUGGCGAGCUCCGGUCGCUCCAGACGCUGACGCUCCAUGAUAACCGGCUCACCGGCACGGUUCCGACAUCUCUGACGAAUCUUGUCAACCUGACAUACCUGUCGCUCAGCAACAACUCCCUGUCUGGCCGGCUGCCGGAGAACAUCGGGGCGCUCCGGAAUCUCCGGAAGCUCAUCAUCCACAGCAACUCGCUGUCCGGCCCAAUUCCGGUGAGCAUAGCCAACUGCACGUUGCUGUCCAACGCGAGCAUGUCAUCAAACGAGUUGACAGGGCACCUGCCUGCUGGGCUUGGCCAGCUACAGGGCCUCGUGUUCUUUUCAGUGGGCAACAACUCGCUGAACGGAAGUAUACCGAAGGACCUGCUCCACUGCGUCAACCUCCGCACUCUGGUCCUAGCAAGCAACAACUUCACCGGUGGGCUGUGGUAGAAGUACAUAUUUUAUGUUUUACUAGGUGAGUGCCCGUGCGUUGCAACGGGAAAAACCUCAUGUAUGCAUGGGUGACAUAUUGAGGUGAUACUAUCAAGAAUCAACUCAACCAAAACUGCAUCCAAAUAGUUCUGCUUUUGUUACAGGAUCAUACAAUCCGAAUGCAUGUAUUUGUUUAAAUAAAGAUAUGUAGAUGGUAUAUAGUUUAGUCUUACAAUCAAAAGACAUUGAACUACCCAGAAAUAUUCCUUCAUAUAUACUUUCUAACAGUCAAAAAACUAAUGCUUUCAGAAAACCCUACAUGUUUGAGUCAAAAAAAGAAACCAGUAUAAUUAUCGAAUUCAAUGGCCAUGGAAUAUAAUUUAUUUCACCGC
This is a messenger RNA of Triticum aestivum (bread wheat), 1839 nucleotides long. Its product is annotated as LRR receptor-like serine/threonine-protein kinase FLS2. Gene Ontology annotation, molecular function: protein binding. The record is from RefSeq and is a predicted model, not a curated record. Lineage: Eukaryota; Viridiplantae; Streptophyta; Magnoliopsida; Poales; Poaceae. Bases 20 to 1465 code for a protein of 481 amino acids. The transcript has a single exon.